Anoplopoma fimbria (sablefish) is the source of this 590-nucleotide messenger RNA. RefSeq names its product sperm autoantigenic protein 17 (gene spa17). The record is from RefSeq and is a predicted model, not a curated record. Gene Ontology annotation, molecular function: calmodulin binding. The coding region runs from base 72 to 344 and encodes 90 amino acids. The transcript is spliced from 3 exons. NCBI's taxonomy places the organism in Eukaryota, Metazoa, Chordata, Actinopteri, Perciformes, Anoplopomatidae.
UAGAAAUUGAAGCAUACAAGUCAUACUAGGUCAGCUCACCUGAAGACUGAAAUCAUCUCUGAGAGUGAGACAUGGACUGUCACAAUGAGGAGUGCAGCCGGCCCCAGGAGGAGGAGGACAUCAUGGACAUCCCCCUGGAUGACCCCGAGGCCAACAGGGCUGCUGCGAAGAUCCAGGCUGGUUUCCGUGGGCACAUGACCCGUAAGAAGAUGAAGCCGGAGGACAAAGCGGAAGGGGAGGAGGUGAGCAGCACUGGGGAUGUGCUCAACGGCAGCAAGGGGGAUACAGAGACAGGAGGAUCGGGGGCAGUAGAGAGAGACGACACAUCUGUGCCAGAGCAGUGACGCCCCUGUCCUGACCUGGAUGAAGAGAAAGAGGCGAAGCGAGGUAGCGAGAUGGCUGGCAUGAGCUGGCUGGGCUGGCUUUCAGGCACACCUUUUUACCCCAGAAGUCUCUUUCUUUUCCAACACACAUUAGCAGUAGAACAUGAACCGACAGUUUUGAGGGCGUGUUAUGUGAAUUUUGUGAACUUUAACACUCCUUCUCUGCUUCUUCAGCAGUCUCAUCAGUGCGGAUGUCUUUGACCCAGA